AUGGGCGACAUUCCUGACAUCAAAAAAGACCUCCCUAUGGCAAUGACGAUGUCCGCAUUCGCGGGCAUCUCAUGCUAUAUCGGGGUUGAAAUCAACAUCUCUCUCUUCAUGCGUUUCAAGAGGAGGCGCGGGCUGUACUUUUGGUCGUGCGCACUAUGUUCGUGGGGGGUCAUCCUGCAGUCACUGUUCAUCAUACUAGCCGACUUUGGCGUGUGGACGGACUUGAAAGGAUCGAUCACCAUGAUAUAUCUCACCUGGCUGAUCAUGGUGGUGCCACAGAGCUGGGUCCUUUACUCGCGUCUCCAUUUGAUCAUGGACACUUGGCUCCGGUGGGUCAUGGCCGUCUUGGUAUUUGACUCUAUCAUCUUCUCGGUGCCAACCAUUAUCAUGGGCAUCCUUGCUGCAAGUCACCUCCUCUCUCAAGCUGCAAUAGACAAGAGGCCCCUGCUAUAUCAACUCAUUUAUAUUAAUAUCCUCAUUAUUGUGCUCGAUAUUGCCCUCCUUGGCAUACAAUACGCCAGUUUAUUUUACCUGCAAGGAGCGUUCAAGCCAUGCGUUUACGGCAUCAAACUGAAAGUCGAAUUCGUCAUAUUGAACCGCCUAAUCAAGAGCCUAGAGUCGCGGCGUGAGCGCAGGACAUACCGAAGCCACACGUUUGUCAACGCUGGCCGUGGAUCGGCUGACUCGGGGAAGAAGAGCUGGUGGUCGAGACUGGCAGAUUCGCCCAGCCAGCGAGACCGAGAACAACACUUUGGUUCAGGAGAUGUCGGACUGGAAAACUUGGGAGGAGAGUCUUUGCAUAGGCUGCACGGCCAAGGGAGUCAGGAUCCAAUCGUGAAAAGGCUAGGGGUAGAGGCAGCCGGGCUUGCAGAAGGAACUCACAUUGCCCCUGUGCACUGGCAACAUCAGGGAAGUGGAGAAAAGCGACGAUACAAGGGAAAGCUUCGGAAACCGAUACCACUGACGCAGGGCUAA
This is a messenger RNA of Diaporthe amygdali, 975 nucleotides long. RefSeq lists its product as uncharacterized. Bases 1 to 975 code for a protein of 324 amino acids. The record is from RefSeq and is a predicted model, not a curated record. The transcript has 4 exons. NCBI's taxonomy places the organism in Eukaryota, Fungi, Ascomycota, Sordariomycetes, Diaporthales, Diaporthaceae.